AGUUAGGGCUCAGAUCGUUAGAAGUCUAGAAUUUUCAGAACGUUUCUCCUUUCCCAAACCCUCUCUCUCUCUGUGGCAGUGGUGCUGAGCGAUGAUGCUCUCCGGCGACAUUCCGCCUAAUCAAACUAUCUACGUAAAGAAUCUCAACGAGAAGGUCAAGAAAGAAGAGCUGAAGAGAUCUCUUUAUGCUUUGUUCUCACAGUACGGACGGGUUUUGGACAUCGUUGCGUUGAAAACUGCUAAGCUUCGAGGACAAGCGUGGGUUGUGUUUAGUGACGUUACAGCUGCCAGCAAUGCAGUGCGGCAGAUGCAGAACUUUCCGUUCUAUGAUAAACCUAUGAGGAUACAAUAUGCAAAAACAAAGUCAGAGUGUGUAGCUAAAGCAGAUGGUACAUAUGUACCAAGAGACAAGAAAAAGAAGCAAGAGGAAAAAGCUGACAGAAAGAGGCGUGGCGAAGAACCACAGCGUUCUGCUACUGCUAAUGGUACCAGAAGUGACAUCAAUGGAGGCCCAACUGCUUCCUUUGGAAAGCCGGGUGCACAAGAAUCUGCUGCAGCUCCGAACAAUAUUCUAUUUAUACAGAAUUUACCCCACGAGUCAACGAGUACGAUGCUGCAGUUGCUUUUCAACCAGUAUCCUGGUUUCAGGGAAGUCCGAAUGAUCGAAGCAAAGCCAGGUAUUGCCUUUGUUGAGUUUGAGGAUGAUGUGCAGUCCUCAGUUGCCAUGCAGGCCCUUCAGGGCUUCAAAAUCAGCCCUCAACAUCCCAUGGCUGUCACUUAUGCCAAAAAGUAACCAUUCAAUCUUUGGCUAGCUUAUUUCAAGGAAUUUUAGCAUCUGUAAUCUUAUAAUAUAUUAAAUGUGAUAAUGUUGGCCCUAGAACUAACUAAUUGCAGAAGCUUUUCUUUUUCUAUUUUCUGUAGCUGGGAAAACUAUCCUUCUGUAACUGGAAAAACUAUCCUCCUUUUUCAUGAUUGCAUAUUAAGAUAUGAGCA
Rhododendron vialii is the source of this 993-nucleotide messenger RNA. Its product is annotated as U2 small nuclear ribonucleoprotein B''-like. Gene Ontology annotation, cellular component: U2 snRNP. NCBI's taxonomy places the organism in Eukaryota, Viridiplantae, Streptophyta, Magnoliopsida, Ericales, Ericaceae. Gene Ontology annotation, molecular function: RNA binding. Gene Ontology annotation, biological process: mRNA splicing, via spliceosome. The record is from RefSeq and is a predicted model, not a curated record. The coding region runs from base 92 to 793 and encodes 233 amino acids. The transcript has 5 exons.